Dryobates pubescens (Downy woodpecker) is the source of this 794-nucleotide messenger RNA. It is a transcript of the gene METTL26, whose product is annotated as methyltransferase like 26. Lineage: Eukaryota; Metazoa; Chordata; Aves; Piciformes; Picidae. The record is from RefSeq and is a predicted model, not a curated record. The coding region runs from base 100 to 726 and encodes 208 amino acids. The transcript has 6 exons.
UCCUCAUCCCGUGGGCGGCCCCACUCGCGUCGCGGGAGGCGGCUCCCUUCCCGCGGGGCCGCCUGGGAGCUGUAGUCCUCUUCCCGGCCCUCCCCAGCCAUGCAAGUGCCGGCGGCCGCGGAGCGCAACAAGGGCCCGAUCCUGGAGGUGCUGCGGGAGUACGCGGGGUGCGGAGCCCAGGCGGGGCCCGGCAGCCUGCGGGUGCUGGAGGUGGGGGCGGGCGCGGGGCUCCACGCCGCGCACUUCGCCCGGGCCCUGCCGCAGACUCGCUGGCAGCCCUCGGACAUCGACCCGCGGGCACUCCGCAGCAUCUCUGCCUACGUGGAGGCCGCGCGGGUGCCCAACUUGCUGCCCCCCAUCCCGCUGGACGUGGCACAGGGUUGGGAGAGCUGGGGGGGUGCCCAGCCUGGCACCCUGGACCUGCUGGUCAGCAUCAACAUGAUGCACAUCGCCGAGCUGCGCUGCACCGAGGGUCUGUUCAAGGGUGCUGGGGUGCUGCUGAAGCCUGGAGGUGUGCUCUUCACCUAUGGGCCCUACGCCGUGGACGGUCACAUCAGCCCCCAGAGCAAUGUGGACUUCGACCACAGCCUGAGGCAGAGCAAUCCCGCGUGGGGCCUCCGGGACACGGCGCUGCUGCGGCAGCUGGCACAUGCCAACGGGCUGUGCCUGGAGAGGAUGGUGGACAUGCCGGCCAACAACAAGAGCCUCAUCUUCCGCAAGCUGUGACCUGUGCCCGCGGCUCCUUCUGCAGCCUCCCGGCAGCUUCCCGGCACGGCUGCCCUGCUCCCUUGGUG